AUAGUUUCUACUCCGGCCACCGGAUGGCAGCACCGUAUGCUGAUGUCGAACACUUUGUUUAUCGUCUAUUUGUUCCGUUGGCAACUUAUCAUGUCGUUUGUUUACGUGUGAGAUUGGCUAGAGGAGAACUGCAUGGUUAAUCAAAUUAGUAAAAUGGCAGAAAAGGAGGCAGAAACAGAGAAAGCAAAAUCAGAGGCACCUGCUCAGCCCGUUAUAUCAGAUCAGGAAAAGGACUGGGCACAGGCAGCUCUGACAGAAUUCAACAGGAAUAAUUACAGUUCGUGUUUGCAACACCUGGUAAAGUUAGAGGCAGCGCGACCGCAGGAUACCAAGGUCGCGCACAACAAGGCGAUAGUCGAGUACUACAAGAGUGAUCUCAAGAAGACGGACCAGUUCCGGAAGAACAUGAAUUUUGUGUGCGGUCAGGCACAUGUGAACAUAGAGGACGUGGACUCAUUGGAGGAUGUGGAACAUUGUGUCAUCUAUUAUAACCAAGCUGUCCUCCUGUACCACCUCAAACAGUACAGCACUGCUCUAAAGAUUAUGCAUAAGAUAUUCUCCUUUAUAGAACCAAUGGAGGAGAGCCUGGCUCAUUGCGUGUGUCUCCUGCUGCUGGAACUGCAGUUGUGCAUGCAUCAGCCCGACAAGACGUUGGCGCUCGUAACUUACGUAGAAAACCAGUUUGUCGUUUCUACGGACUCUGUCAUCUCAUCAGAAAAGGAGAUCAAAUCUCUUGAAAAGGAGCACAAAGAAAUGAAGCCUGUAACUGGUGAUGCGGCGACAGACACAUUCCGAUUGAAGCUGUUGCAGUACAGAGCUCGCUGCUAUCUCAUGAUGCACGCUCUCAAGGCUUGCAAACGCGAGAUAAAAAACCUCAUCACUGCAGGUGGACCGACACUGACUUCGGUCUUGUUGAAAGGAAAUCUGGAAUACCAGCGUGGAAACUACAGGAAAGCUAUGAAAGUGAUCAACUCCAUCCCACAGAGCAGCCUCUCGUUCAAAGAUUUGGGGGAGUCGGCCCCAGUGUUCUACUACAGUGACAUGGGCUGCAUCCAUCAUUACAUGGGCAAGCCUCAGCUCGCGUGCUACUACCUGCAGAAAGCCCUGCAGGAGAACGAGAUGGCCACGAAGAGUCUUCCCAAAGCAGAGCAAGCGGAGCCAUAUUCGGGUCGACCUCUGUACACGCUCGGUUCCAACAAGAGCUACGAGCUGAUGUACAAUUUGGGCGUAACCUUACUACAUGCCAGAUGCCCGAUCAAAGCUUUUGACUGCCUCACCGAAGCCGUGCAAGUCUAUCAUAUGAAUCCGCGGCUGUGGCUUCGGCUGGCCGAAUGUUGCGUCAUGGCACACAAAGCCGAGAAUGAGAGCGAUUUCAACAUUCACAUGCGGAGGAAGGAUCUGGUUCAAGGUGUCGUGGGCACUGGGACACACAGAAAGAUCAUCCUUACCCCACAACUCUCAAAAGACACCAAGUACAGCUGCGAGGGGCAGUCAUUUGCUAUUCCUGUGGCGACUGUGGAGUUCGCUUGCCUGUGCCUUCGCAAUGCGUUGCUGCUGUUGCCAGACUCGCAGCCAGAGGACCCCGUGUCACUGCCCGCGCCGCACUCGACCGACGUCCCUGCCAUCACGCCCUCCCCCAGUAGCCACUAUGUCUACGCUGCACCUUCAAAUCCACUUGGACCUCAUGAGGUGGCCAGCCUCAGGUGUUCCGUGCUUGCUUUGAGUGCGUACGUAGCGCUGUGCCUCGGUGAUUACAUGGUAGCUCUGGAUCAUGCGCAGAUGUUGCUCGUUCAGCCAACGCUGUCAGGAGUACACAGGAUGCUGGGACACCUGUAUGCGGCAGAGGCGUUGGUGUUGCUGGACAAGAUCUCGGAAGCAAUAGAACAUCUCAAUCCGGAACACGUGAAGGAACUCUCUUUAAUGUUCCCUUCCUCUGAGAAGGACAUGGACCGAGAUAAAAUGGACAUCGGCACGGAGCAACACAAACCACUGAGAGCAUGGUUCCCGAACACACUCCCGACAGCCAGAGCUGUGAUACAGUACAACCUGGCUGUUGCGUUUGCUAUCCGCGGUGAACUGGACAAGGCCGGCGAGACGUUGAAACAGGUGUGGAUGUCAAAAGGUCAAGGCUGCGAUGUCCCAAUCCACGUAAUCAUGCUGGCACUUUACAUCGAGCUUCAGCUGGGCCAUGCUGACAUAUCGCGCACCAUAGUGAAGCAGCACUCGCCGCAGUACCGGUGAGGCCGUGACUGCCGCCCGGUGCCCAGUCAAACAAGCGUGGCCGUGAAAUAUAAUGAUUAUGCAUUAACGGAGAACACGCGAAGAAAUCGUGUCCUGUGACGGUCUUAAGUCAAGUCAACCAUUAAUAUCCAUGUAUUCACUAGUUUACUUUGUAAAUGCGUUCUUCACUCCUGUUUUAAUCUGCCUAAGAACUGAAUGACAAUGCAAAAGAGUUGAAGCACUGAAGAGGAGGAAAUCACCAUCAACAUUCAAAUUAAAUCAGAAAAAUGUUUUAAGCAUUUAACUUAUUUAAUGUCCUUACAUACAAAUGUAAAUAGUACAUUGAAGUCAUUUUUGGCCCCUUUAAGCAGUAAAUUUAGUAAUAUAAACUUUUGGGAUAUCAAGUAGAAACUGAACAAUUUAUGCACAUUUGUUUUGCUUGUGACUAAAUUCACUUUUUGAUGUGCGUGUGUGUGAUUUGCUAAUUCAGGUUUAUAAGAAAUUAUUAAUUUUUGUUAAUCGACACUGAAGUUUGCCAGGCAUAUUGCUUGUUGCUCCGUGAUGCCACUAGUCUGCCGGAAUGGACUCUGACCAUCACGAGCUCCUGACUGAAUAGCUGACAAGCAGGGGAUAUCUACAACUCAUGCGCUUGGCGACAGGGAUCUACGGAUCAAAGUUUUGGAUUAGGUUUGCCCACAGAUGGACAGACAUCAUGCCAUAAUACAUUCAUUUUGUGCAGGUCAUUUGAAUAAUACACAGAAAUAAAAUGUACAUAAUUCUCUAAA
This is a messenger RNA of Zootermopsis nevadensis, 3005 nucleotides long. RefSeq names its product CCR4-NOT transcription complex subunit 10 (gene Not10). The record is from RefSeq and is a predicted model, not a curated record. Gene Ontology annotation, biological process: negative regulation of translation; mRNA catabolic process. Gene Ontology annotation, cellular component: CCR4-NOT complex. Gene Ontology annotation, molecular function: protein binding. NCBI's taxonomy places the organism in Eukaryota, Metazoa, Arthropoda, Insecta, Blattodea, Termopsidae.